Messenger RNA from Orbicella faveolata, 3654 nucleotides. RefSeq lists its product as uncharacterized. The record is from RefSeq and is a predicted model, not a curated record. Lineage: Eukaryota; Metazoa; Cnidaria; Anthozoa; Scleractinia; Merulinidae.
CAAUCCCGUUAUGUUGUAUUCAAUCAGCUGUAGUUUGUAACAUGAUAUUAAAAACGUUAUUCUAUACUUAAUAAUAUCAUCUAAAUAUAGGCAAAACAAAGACAAAAUGGAAUGCGAUUAUUGGAGUGAUUUAUUUUGAAAUUGAAUGUUUCCUCUAAUAAAGUAUUUCACCGAACUUUUUUUUACAGAUCUCUCGGACCAGUCCCCUGACGAAGCUGACGUCAUAGCACAGGAAAACUCGACUGACGUCACAGCAUUUCUUUUUCCUGCCAUUGGCGCUGUGCUUAUGCUCAUGUUUGGUGGAUUAUUGUUUUCAAGCGGAACAUCCUUCAGUAAAUCUAAAACAAUGUCCGACAACAGGUUCAAACGAAAAUUUGAACAGCAGUAUGGACGAAGGACAAUACGUUUUCAUAACAUACCAGACAAGAUUGCGACAGAGCCGUCGUCUGUUCUACAACAAGAAAAUAAUGACGUUGUUGAUGCUGUGAUGAAAGAAUAUCAAGAUUUACCGCAGCACCAACCGCUCAGCGGAUUAGCUGGCAAUAUGGCUGGAUUACGCGGGCAAACUUGCGCAGUAAAUCUUAUUCGACCAGAAGUGACAGAGAGAGGAGUAAGUCCGAUCCAUUUGACGGCAAGAGAAUACACUUCAGAUUACGACAAUCCGUCGUAUAAAGAUAAGGACAGUGAGGCGGAACAUGAAGAUGAUGUAAACAAGAAAAGCUCGCUUACUAUUACGCUUCAAAACAAGGAUAUUGUCGUUGAAGAUGAUUUUACGCAACGAAAUAGCGCUGCAUCUAGUGGCAUUGGUACAAACUCACCAGACAGUUACGAAAUUGAUAGCUUAGAAGAAUUUCCUGCUAAUAACAACGAUUCUCUCGACCUUGCUGAAGCAGAGUUUCCUGGGUUACGAGGCGGAGCUCCUUUAAAUGACGGCACCCGCCUGUCUGUACAUGCUUAUGACCGUGGGGUGUACGGUGGGGGGCGAUUAAGUGUGCUGGAGAUGGAGAGAGCGCCUAGCUCCAUGUGUUUAAGGGGUUGUAGCUGUCCCAUGCAUAGAACAGAGGGUGGGAGAAUGAACACCAAACUGAAGGGUGCUCGAACUAGCGAUGAGCGACUCACUUGGGGUGAUAUUGCACUAAAUGUAAAUGGUAAUUUGACCUUGGAGAACGAAAGUGACGUUAGCAAAGCGUGUGGUGAUAUGUUAAGGCUCGCUACUCCAUCAGCAGAAAUAUCAGGUCCGCUGACUGCAGAGAACAUGCGAGAGAUGAAUCAAAGUCCGUUGCGGCGAAUGGAUUUGGAGAAGUGGCUUCAUGAUGUGGAGAAGUCCCGCAAAACGGGCGAGGAAGCUUACGAUCAAACGUUAGAAUUCCCAGAUGCGAAAACAGAAAAGCGUCGCAGAGAUUACUUAAUCACACAAAGGAAAGAGUUUGUGCCUAGUCGAAGGAAAAUGCGAGCACCACUUCAAGAAAGUUUACAGCUGUUGAAAAAGUUGCAGCUUGUUGCAGACAAUGAUUUGGCUCCAGCGCAGAAUCCAGUCCACCUCGGCGGCCGCGCAAGCUGCUUGGACACUGUGAGAGCACCAAGCUCACUAUGCCUUUGUGGAGGCCAAUGCAGCGUGUAUGGUCAGAAUGAGAUAACCUCUGACCAGUGUAGUGCGCCAGUGAAUGUAAUUGAAGAUGACACUGAAACUGAUGAGAGUACUGAAGUUGCGAAAGGCAGCCAUCAGCUUAAUUCAACAAGAACAGAACGUAUCACAAAAGGCGGAAGACAGAGUACUUUGAAUCUUCUUCGCGCGUCAAGUGGAAUGUGUAUUCAUGGCCCUACAUGCACGGUUCAUUGCCACAAAAUGGGAAAUGCUGAGUCAUCGAUACCAGAAUCUGGGAUUGAGAGUAGGAGAAGUCAAGUGCUUACUCAAAAGCAAGAUACACAUUCCGAAUUAAAAGAAUUGAGAGGAGCCAGCGUGUUUGGUGAAUCGCAAGUUUCACUCACUUACAACACAUUGAAUAAUCAAGGAAUUGGCGAUUGCGCACAAGAAGAAAGCGUCUCUAUGAUAACGGAGUGCAGUGAAAAUGAACAGCGUGGAGCGAGCUCCUUUGGAAAUUCACGCUCAUCAAAAACUCAAGAGAUCAAUGAUCUAAACACUAGAGGUGCUAGCAGUUUUGCAGAACAGCCUCUGAAACAGUUGCAUGCUAACUACAGUCUUAAAAUGAACAGUAUCCAAUCAUCUUUGGGCGAAAUUAGGGGCGCCAGUGGUUUCGCAUCGCUGGAUGAAAGUAUUGCGGGCACAUCGAGUGUAACGUUAAGUUUUGCAGUGGAAUCUGACGUCGAAGGUUUGAGCACUGAUAAGUCUUUGAUGGAGAGAAAAAGGGCUACAAGUGUAGAGACAUCUGUUGAAAGCGGCAGAACCCCUGAUCGAAAGCGUGGCUCCAAAAACACAGCCAAAGCACCUGUGAGCCCCACAGAGAAACAGAACUAUCAAACGACCACGUGGAAAACUGAAGACAUGGAAAACCUUGUUGAACCAAAAAACAACUUGUUCAUUAGUCGCGACAAAGGUUGUAAAAUUGGAACAAUUGCUCGUGCAGAAAAGAUGGAUUUUAGCGAUGAACAAAAGCAACACUUCAAACGGUUUGACGAGCGCAUUCUUAAAGUGGGUAAAGACACAACAAUGAUGUGUACACUGUUAAAUGCACUUCGGCGAAAUGGAAAACAACAACGAAAAGACACUGAAACUUCCAAGCACAAUGUUAUUCAUCGUAUUGACGAAGAAAACGUUACGAAUGGCAAGGAAACUUCAGUCGGGAGUCUUAAAUUUUCAGUUUUGUAUAAGGGAGCUGAUUCUGGGACGCCUUUGCUUUACGUCACUGUUCUAGGUCUCGAAGGUGUGACAACUGAAACAGUUACGACAGACAGUACGGUUUAUAUAAAAGUUUGUUUAUCUCCUAAAUUCACAACAUGGAGACGAACAAGAGCUCUGAAUGUUUCAGAGAAGCUGGAUUUUAAAGACCAUUUUAUUAUAUCAGGGGUGAAGCCAGUUGACUUGGAGGGAGCUAUCCUUCGAUUUGUAGUUGUUUGUGUCGGAGAAGAUGAAAAAGUCAUUGGUCAACUUGACGUGCCUCUUGAUGAGCUCAAGUCGCGUGACAAGUUUAAAAGGACUUGCGCGCUUCAUGUACCUUAUUGCGCAAGGAAUGAUGGGAUUACUGAACUUGAAUAAUGAAUGAGUAACUUUGAAAAAGAGGCUCCAUUAGGGGGUGGGGGUGGGGUGGUCUGAGUAUCCCACAUUCGGUUAAUUUUUGACUUAAAUAUCCCGUACCAUGAGUUCAAGUAGCAAAAACUAAGGAUUCGCUACUCGAUAUCCUGUUUUAUCUGGUCUAGAUCUCUCGUUAAUAAUUUCCCCCAAAUAUCCUGUAUCCUGUUAAUUUUUUACCUAUUAACCCGUAUCCCGAAAAACUCUAAAAGGGCUUCAAAAACAGUAAACCGUUCGAGCUGUACGUUAAAUUAAGCAUGAUUUUCACCUUUAUAGCAAAGUAAUAAAACUUGAUAUGACAAACAAUAUUACGUACUUAGUGUGCCUUUUAAAAGAAUUCAUUUAAUAUCUUCAGUUUGCGUCAAAUGGAAUUAGUGUAGACGUUCUUUGUAUUGUGCACUUACAGA